Molecule: messenger RNA, 7912 nt
Organism: Ostrinia nubilalis (European corn borer)
Lineage: Eukaryota; Metazoa; Arthropoda; Insecta; Lepidoptera; Crambidae
Gene: Dscam1
Product: cell adhesion molecule Dscam1
Exons: 41
Coding region: 195-6125 (1976 amino acids)
Biological process (GO): axon guidance; homophilic cell-cell adhesion; dendrite self-avoidance
Cellular component (GO): plasma membrane; axon
Molecular function (GO): cell-cell adhesion mediator activity
Source: RefSeq, a predicted model, not a curated record
CCCCGGACGAGUCGGUCGCCGCCGCUCGUCUUUUCGCGUGUGUUGUGGUUUUAAGUGUGCCUAGUGGAAGCUGCGCUGAACCAACACUCCUCUCUACGCAGAUCCGGCUGAGUCCGGCCGCAUAGCGGCCCUUUGGAUUUUGUUUUUUAUUUGUGAGACAAGUGAUCAGUGAAGUGCUAAGUGACAAAGUUAACAUGGCGUGUAUCCCCCUAUUUGCCCUCGUGGCACUGAUCGCAUUGGGAUCAGUGUCAUGCGAGGACGAGACCAUAGGCCCGAUAUUCAUGAAGGAACCCCCGAACCGAGUGGACUUCAGCAACACGACCGGAGCUGUGGUGGAGUGCGCAGCGAGAGGAUCCCCCGUGCCCGAUGUGAUCUGGGUGCGCUCCGAUGGUACGGCUGUUGGCGACGUCCCUGGAUUGCGACAGGUCUUGCCCAAUGGAAACUUGGUAUUCCCUCCGUUCCGUGCUGAGGACUACCGGCAAGAGGUCCAUGCCCAGGUGUACGCUUGUCUGGCCCGCAACCCCGUUGGUACUAUCCAUUCACGAGACGUUAACGUGCGAGCUGUGGUAAAUCAGUUCUAUGAAGCCGAAAUUCUGAACGAGUAUGUAAUUAGGGGAAAUGCUGCAGUCCUUAAAUGUUCCAUUCCUUCAUUCGUAUCCGACUUUGUAAAAGUAGAAGAAUGGAUUGAUGAAGAAGGCACAGUGAUUGGUCAAUCCAAUAACCUCGACGGAAAGUACUUGGUUUUACCCUCUGGAGAGUUGCAUAUUAGAGAUGUCGGACCCGAGGAUGGUUACAAAUCAUAUCAAUGCCGAACCAAGCAUAGACUAACUGGCGAAACUCGAUUAUCCGCUACUAAAGGACGUCUCGUCAUCACCGAACCGGUCGGCUCCAAAGCGCCUACUUUUUCAUCCGACGCUAAUAGUAUAAGUUUUACGCGGACUAUUGGCCAGAGUUUUGGGUUGCUAUGUCAAGCUCAGGCCUUCCCAACUCCAAUUUUCAGAUGGUACAAGUUUAUCGAUGGCACUCCCAGGAAACAACCAGUUACGCUCAAUGAUAGAGUAAAGCAAGUGUCUGGAACUUUGAUCAUUAAAGAGGCUAAAGUUGAGGACUCUGGAAAAUACCUGUGCGUUGUGAACAAUUCCGUUGGUGGCGAGUCUGUAGAAACGGUGCUCACCGUGACGGCCCCACUGAAAGCGACUGUAGAGCCGGCCACGCAGACCGUAGACUUCGGAAGACCAGCCGUGUUCACCUGCCGCUAUGAGGGCAACCCCGUCAAGACCAUCACGUGGCUGAAGGACGGCAAGGACAUGAAGCACCAUGACCCUGUUCUGAGGAUCGAGUCUGUCAAGAAGGAAGACAAGGGAAUGUACCAAUGCUUCAUUCGCAACGACCAGGAGAGUGCCGGCGCCAGUGCUGAACUUAAACUCGGAGGACGAUUCGAACCACCCCAAAUCCGCCACAGCUUCGGCGAGCAGACCCUCCGCUCCGGACCCUCCCUUCGUCUCAAGUGCGUCGCAUCUGGCAACCCCACGCCCGACAUCGCUUGGUUACUGGACGGCGAAAAGCUGAGCAGCGGCGAGCGACUUCAGAUCGGGCAGUUCGUGACGGCUGAUGGCAACGUGGAAUCACACCUGAACAUUUCUUCUGUGCACACCAACGACGGCGGCUUGUACUCCUGCAUCGCUUCUAGCAAGGUCGGCAGCGCCUCCCACUCGGCCCGCGUGAAUGUAUACGGUCUGCCCUACAUCCGGCCCAUGAAGAAACGCCCCGUAGUCGCUGGAGAUACGCUCAUCGCUCACUGCCCCGUUGCCGGAUACCCCAUCGACUCUAUUGUUUGGGAGAGAGACGGACGAGUACUGCCAAUCAACCGCAAACAGAAGGUGUUCCCUAAUGGUACCCUGGUGAUCGAAAACGUUGAGCGCAUGAGCGACCAGGCCACCUACACUUGCGUCGCUAAGAACUCUCAGAGCUACACUGUUAAAGGAAAUCUUGAGUUGCAGGUCAUGGUUUUACCUCAAAUCCAUCCUUUCACCUUCGGGGAGGAGCCAGCCAAUGCAGGAGACACUGUUGGCGUGCAGUGCAUGGUAACGAAGGGCAAUACCCCAGUGAACAUCACGUGGUUUUUAAACGGGAAAUCCAUCCAAGACGUCCGCGGGAUCACAGUCACUAAGAUCGGGCACAAGUCCAGCAGUCUAUCGAUAGAUUCCGUAGCUUCCACACACACAGGAGUGUACACUUGUUUUGCAUCCAACCAAGCCGGUCAUGCUAACUACUCAACUGAGUUAGCAGUCAACGUUCCCCCUCGUUGGAUUUUGGAACCCACUGAUAAGGCUUUUGCCCAAGGCUCAGAUGCUAAGGUUGAAUGUAAAGCCGAUGGCUUCCCCAAGCCUCAAGUGACAUGGAAGAGGGCUGAAGGGGACACGCCUGGCGAUUACAAAGACCUUAAGCCAAACAACCCUAAUGUAAAAGUUGAGGAUGGCACUCUUACGAUUAAUAACAUUCAAAAGACGAACGAAGGAUAUUAUCUGUGUGAGGCCGUCAAUGGAAUUGGAUCUGGACUGUCUGCUGUUAUCUUGAUCAGUGUUCAAGCACCACCCCAGUUCGAGAUUAAAAUGAGGAACCAAACUGCCCGCCGAAGUGAACCAGCUGUACUGCAGUGCCAGGCCAAAGGAGAGAAGCCUAUUGGAAUCAUUUGGAACAUGAACAACAAACGCCUUGAACCCAAAUCUGACCCCCGAUACACCAUCCGCGAAGAAAUUCUGCCUGGAGGAGUGGUUUCCGACUUGAGCAUUAGAAGGACUGAACGAUCUGACAGCGCUCUGUUCACUUGCGUCGCUACCAACGCCUUUGGAUCCGAUGACACAAGCAUUAACAUGAUCAUUCAAGAGGUCCCCGAAGCGCCAUACGGUCUGAAGGUAUUGGACAAAUCUGGAAGGACCGUUCAGUUGUCUUGGGCUGCACCUUACGACGGCAAUUCUCCCAUCAAGAAGUUCCUCAUUGAAUACAAACGCGCCAAGGGCAACUGGGAAAAAGAUAUUGACAGAGUUCUUGUACCUGGUGACGCGACUGAAGCCGGUGUAUUCAGCCUGAGACCUGCCACCGCUUACCAUAUCAGGAUCGUCGCUGAGAAUGAACUUGGCACCUCGGAACCAUCUGAAACUGUUACCAUCAUCACUGCUGAAGAAGCCCCAACUGGCCCACCGCAAGACGUCAAAGUCGAUGCCAUUGACAAGCACGCUCUCCGAGUCACCUGGAAACCACCCCCAACUCAGGACUGGAAUGGCGAACUUCAGGGAUACUAUGUUGGCUACAAACUGGCUUCAAGCAACAAAUCAUUUGUAUUCGAGACCGUCGACAUCUCUAAGGAAUCUGGCAAGGAACACCAUCUGGAUAUUCUGAAUCUGAAAACAUACACGCAAUACGCUGUCGUAGUCCAGGCUUUCAACAAGAUCGGAUCAGGACCAGUGUCUGUUGAAGUCCGAGCGUAUACUGCCGAAGGCGCUCCCUCUGCUCCUCCCCAGGACGUUCUCUGCACCACCCUCACUGCCCAAACCAUCCGCGUUUCUUGGAUCUCUCCCCCUCUUGCUGCCGCCAAUGGACUCAUCAAGGCAUACAAAGUUAUCUAUGGACCCAGCGAUACCUGGUAUGAUGAGAAGACCAAGGACACCAAGAUCACUGCUAGCAGCGAAACGAUUCUCCACGGACUGAAGAAAUACACUAACUACUCAAUGGAAGUGCUCGCUACCACGAACGGAGGAGAUGGCGUACGAUCCACACCUAUCCAUUGCCAGACUGAACAAGACGUACCUGAGGCACCACGCGCCGUGAAAGCUCUCGUCAUGGGUGAAGACUCUAUCCUUGUCUCGUGGAGGCCCCCAGCGCAGCCCAACGGUGUCGUCACUCACUACAACGUUUACACGCAAGCACAGAACGCCGAACCACACCCCAACAAGGUACCCGCAUCCCAAACGAGCUACUCUGCGACCGAACUGAAAAAUGGCCGUUACGACUUCUGGGUGACUGCCUCCACCAUCAUCGGAGAAGGACAGCCCUCAGCCACGGCCUCUUGCAGCCCAAGCGACAAAGUUCCCGCUAAAAUUGCUUCAUUCGACGAAUCCUUCACCGCCACAUACAAGGAAGACGUAAAACUGCCCUGCCUCGCCGUUGGUGUACCAUCGCCCAACAUCAUUUGGAAGGUGAAAGGCCAGCCCCUGGUGCCGUCUGAACGUGUCCGCCAGCUGCCCGAAGGUUCACUUCAGAUCGCGGGCGUCGCGCGCGAGGACGCCGGCGAGUACUCCUGCCACGUCGACAACCAGUUCGGAACCGAUACCGUCACGCACACGCUCUCUGUUCUUGCGCCGCCCUUCCCUCCUCAGCUGACGGUUGCCUCUUCCUCCGUGUCGUCGCUGACCAUCCGCCUGAAGCCCUCGGAGCAGCCCGAGCAGUCGCCCGCCGCCGGCUACACCAUCCACUACAAGCAGGAGUUCGGAGACUGGGAGACUGUUCAGAUCCCAAGCAACACUGAUACCUACACUCUGGAGAACUUAGUUUGUGGUACCAGAUAUCAACUGUACGUCACGGCAUACAACAGCAUCGGCACCGGCGAGGCCUCAGACAUGGUGGGCGCCCGCACCCGCGGCUCCAAGCCCCCGGUGCCCCGCGCGGCUGACUUCAUCGAGGUGGCCUCUACGUCCGUGACCCUGCACUUCAAGCAAUGGCUGGAUGGCGGCUGCUCUAUGAGCCACUUCGUCGUCGAGAACAAGAAGAAGGGCGCUGUUGAAUGGAACCAGAUCUCCAAUAACGUCAAGCCUGCUAGCAACUUUGUCGUACUUGACCUGGAACCGGCUACUUGGUAUGUCCUGAGGAUCACGGCUCACAACAACGCUGGAUUUAACGUCGCCGAAUAUGAAGUCGCUACUCUUACUGUCACUGGUGGAACUAUCGCUCCUCUGCCCGGCAAUAUCGACGGCGACAAGGAAUUGCCUCCCUGGGUGAAGGCCUGGCUCGAACCAGAGGUUUUGGUGCCAAUCCUGGCCACGAUUGUGGUAUUCAUCGUGGGCGUCGUGGUGAUCUGCCUGACCCUCGCUCGCAGGAACACGCCCCACCGCCUGCGAGGUCAGAAGGACGGUUACUACGAUGGUGUCUACAACGCGUCCCAGGCGGCUAUGGGCGGCGGCGGAGGCACCCUCGACAAGCGCGGCGGCCUGCGCGACGAGCUCGGCUACAUCGCACCCCCCAACCGCAAACUGCCCCCUGUACCCGGAUCCAACUACAACACUUGCGACCGCGUGAAGAGGCAGGCUGUCAUCAUGGGCGCGCACUCCACGUGGGACCCGCGCCGCCACCACUACGAGCGCGUGCGGCGCCCGCGCAUGCGCCGCGCCGGCUCCGGCGACACCGUGUCCAUAGGCAUGGAGGACGAGAUCUGCCCGUACGCGACCUUCCACCUGCUGGGCUUCCGCGAGGAGAUGGACCCCAGCAAGGCGCUGGCCUUCCCGCACCACCACCCGGCCCACGCCGGCACCCUGGCCCACCCCCACCCCCACCACCCCGCUCACUCCCGCGCCGGAUCUCAAAGCAUGCCCCGUGCCAACAGCCGCUACGCCCGCAAGAACUCGCAGGGAGGCCAGAGCGCAAUCUACUCCACCGCGCCCGAGUACGACGACCCGGCCACCUGCGCUGAAGAGGACCAAUACCGCGCCCGUUAUUCCCGCCCCAUGUACGCCUGCGGACCCGAGUACGAUGAGCCUGCAUGCUGCGCGCCCGAGGAUGAGCAAUACACUGGCGCUUAUGGAACCCCCUACUCCGACCACUAUGGAUCCCGACCCAGCAUUGGAACCCGCAAGUGCGGCGGCUCUCCCGAGCCUCCUCCACCACCGCCGCGCAACGCUAACACCGACAACAACUGCUCCUCCUCCUUCAACGAGAGCAAGGACUCCAACGAGAUCUCCGAGGCCGAGUGCGACCAGCCACGCAACUACCCCGUAAGGGCCCACACUGCCAAGGACGGCUUGCACAGCGAGGAAAUGAGGAAACUCAUUGACAGACCAGAAGCAGCCACCCCAAUCCCCCAGCAAGCAGUCCACGGGCGGGGACUCACAGCCUACGAUACUGUGGCAGUGUAACCUGUAAAGGGUCACGCGACCACGCCGCGGCACACGGCCACACCUAGCUUUCAUUUGUGAACCUCUCCCGUUUAAGGAACGUCGCUCCCUCGCUGAAGCAAUCGUCCGCUUAUUACUACACUCUCGUUCGCAUCGUAGCUUUAUUUUCGCGCUCUUUCAAACUACUUUACGCCAUUUUACCAGCGACAAAUUGCAUCAGCGAGGCAGCGACCCGCGUGCCAAAAAUGUUAUUUCAGUUUUGUGUGCCGCCCUUUGUGUUGCUGUUUAUUUUACAUUUAUCCCAACUUAGUUGGCUGGAUUUCUUUUUAGUUUUUAACUUGAACGCGCACAUUUGUGCCAUAAACGAACGCAUGACCCACGAGUGGGCCUAGGUUGUCUGUAGUAAACAUGCCGAUGAGUGAUUUGUAAAAUUAAAGUAUACCCAAUCCCUUGUAGACCCCAACGCGUCGUAGUGGUACCAAAAUUCCGAAAAUGAUGGUUGUGGUAGUUAUUUCAAAUUGAUAAAUUAUUAUAAUGACUUUAUUAAUGUGACGCGUUAAAACCAUAUAAUCACAAUUAUAUCGCUCGCAAAUUGGCAUAUUCACUAUAGAUAAAAUCCGUACCCUUCUCAGUGGAUUGGUACGUUACUGUAGUUAACCUUUUUUGAUCUUAUUUGUUUAGCUUAAUUUAAAGAAAGUUUCGAAGGAAAGCUGCUUUGGGGUGAUGGAUAAGGAAUCGAUUUAAAUUAAGCUCAACAUGUAAUAAUGUGAUAUUUUGUAUUUUUAUCCCAUUUUAAUUUGUAUUUUGAUAUACUAACAUGAUUGUUAUUUAUAUUUUGUGUAUGUGUAGAACGAUAAUUUUAGACUAAACGACCUUACGGUUGGAAACAAUGCUUCCUUUUUUACAAGAUGUUAUGUACGGUUUUCAUAAUGCUUUUACCGACCUAGCUUUAUUUUUUCGGCGUAAUAUUUUUCAUUGUUUUUUUGCGCAUAACACUACAUAGGCUAAGAAUAGGCGUAAGAUUAUUCUAGUAAUUAAUCAACUCUUACAAAAUACCUACUAUAUAAUCCGUAGCUAGUUAGUAACAUGUGUUAUGCAAUUAAAGUAUAUUAAAAUUAAUCAAUGUUAGUUAUACCGUAAACCGUAUAACAGGACACGCCCGUACCAUAACACAAAAGUUACCUAAUGAAAUGUAAUAUGGCCGGGUUGAAAUCGAUAACAUCAUCCAAAACGUAAUAGACUAUACUACAGACACGGAAUUUAAAUGCUUUUUAAUAUUACUCUAGAAUAAUAAGGUGCAUUUUUAUUACUCAUAAUCGUAAUUUUACCCUCUAUAUAGUAAACUAUGCAAGUGACUAGGUGUAAGACACGCGCGUGUCGUUUUCUAGAUGUUUCCCUUAUAUGUUGUGCAUCGUCGUGUAAGCUUUGCAAGUAGGCGUAGUUAGGUUCUCGCGACUUCCUAGCAACAGGUAUCUUCUCUUAACCUUCCAAUUAGAAAAUUCUGAAUAUAAUUAGAUAAAAAUUAUAUUGAACAAAUUAUGUAAUAAUGAAUUAAAAUUCAAAAUUAUAACUCUAGCUAUUUGAUCGAAAUUAAGAAAAAAUACCGUAAGCUGAAUAAUGCUGGAAUUAAAUAUAUUCUGAGUGUUUUUGAUGGUUUUUGCUCGUAUAACGUAUGUUUGGUUUGCUAAUAGUUGCAAAUUACGUUAUCUUCAAUAUUACGCAAUGUCAUAUUGCUAAACCGCAGCCAACUGUUUGUACCAAAGUGUUUGAUUUGUGUUGAAUAAAUUAUUCAAAUGUCAACUACAAAA